UCGUGGGCGGGGCCGGGCCGGGAGGACGGAAGUGACGCGGACCGCGCUGCGCCGCAGCAUGACCCAGUCGGUGGUGGUGCAGGUCGGCCAGUGCGGGAACCAGAUCGGGUGCUGCUUCUGGGACCUGGCGCUGAGGGAGCACGCCGCGGUCAACCAGCAGGGAGUUUAUGAUGAGGCAAUAAGCAGCUUCUUUCGAAAUGUGGAUACCAGAGUGGUUGGUGAUGGUGGCAGUAUUUCCAAGGGGAAAAUUUGUUCUCUGAAAGCACGAGCUGUCUUGAUUGACAUGGAGGAAGGGGUAGUAAACGAAAUUCUUCAGGGACCAUUGAGAGAUGUGUUUGAUAGCAAGCAGCUCAUCACUGAUAUUUCCGGCUCAGGAAAUAAUUGGGCUGUGGGUCACAAAGUUUUUGGCAGUCUUUAUCAAGAACAGAUUUUAGAGAAACUCAGAAAGUCGGCAGAGCACUGUGAUUGUCUGCAGUGUUUUUUUAUAAUACAUUCCAUGGGAGGAGGAACAGGAUCUGGACUUGGCACAUUUCUUUUAAAGGUACUUGAGGAUGAAUUCCCAGAAGUAUACAGAUUCGUGACUUCAGUGUAUCCUUCUGCUGAGGAUGAUGUCAUAACCUCGCCUUAUAAUAGCAUCUUGGCAAUGAAGGAACUUAAUGAGCAUGCAGACUGUGUGUUGCCCAUUGACAACCAAUCUUUAUUUGACAUCAUUAGCAAAAUUGACCUCAUGGUGAAUUCUGGAAAGUUGGGCACAACUAUAAAGGCAAAGAGUCUGGUUACUUCAAGUGCUGGGGCUGUUAAAAAGCGGCACCAGAAGCCCUUUGAUGCAAUGAACAACAUUGUGGCCAAUUUGCUGCUGAACCUAACAAGCUCUGCAAGGUUUGAAGGGUCCCUUAAUAUGGACCUUAAUGAAAUCAGCAUGAAUUUGGUUCUUCCUCAACUGCAUUAUCUUGUGUCAAGUCUAACACCACUGUAUACGCUGGCAGAUGUUAACAUUCCUACCCGAAGGUUGGACCAGAUGUUCUCAGAUGCCUUUAGUAAAGAUCACCAGCUAAUUCGGGCUGACCCCAAACACAGUCUCUACCUCGCCUGUGCCCUUAUGGUGAGAGGAAAUGUACAGGUUUCAGAUCUUCGCAGAAAUAUUGAAAGAUUGAAACCUUCUCUCCGGUUCAUCUCCUGGAAUCAAGAAGGCUGGAAAACCAGCCUGUGCUCAGUACCGCCUGUGGGCCAUUCCCAUUCGUUAUUAGCUCUAGCCAAUAACACAUGCGUGAAGCCCACCUUCAUGGAACUGAGAGACAGAUUCACGAGGCUCUACAAGAAAAAGGCUCAUCUUCAUCACUAUCUACAAAUUGAAGGGAUGGAAGAAAGCUGUUUCAUGGAAGCGGUGUCAUCUUUAUCAAGGCUCAUAGAGGAAUACAACCAACUGGAUGCCACAAAAUGCAUGCCUGUGGAAGAUUUACCUAGACUAAGCAUAGCUAUGUAAAAAAUACCCCAAAAAUGCAAUUUUUACUUUUCUUAAUUUUACAUUGGUUUUCAUCACCUUUCCUUUCUGUUUUGGAAUGUUUGUGAUUCAGAAAACCCACUUUGCACUUUUUCCUAUUAGAAAGUAUUUUUGUCUAAAAAAAAGAAAAAAGAGUGGUGGUUUUCAUUUCAUCACAAUUUGUGGGUAAUACCAGCCUGUGAAAUUAGUGAAGUCCUAUUACCUUAACUUCAAACAUUUGUCUUCAGAAAAUUCGCCUUUUCUAAAAUUGGAAAAACAGAGUUCCUCAACAUUUUUAUUUAUAAUCUCAUGUUUAGGCAUUUAUAAAGUGAUAAUUCAUGUCUUUUAAAAAAAUCAUAUACAGGUAUAUUUUUAUAUUUAUUUAUAAUUUAUUUUUUUAUAUCGUUUAAAUUCUCCUGAUUCUUUAAAAGCAAGUAUGAGGAAUAGCAGAACACAAUAUAAAUACUUCUAUGUAAUACCCACUAACUUUACAAGGAUAGGUUUUAUUAUAGUAUGAAGGAGAUUUUGUUUCUCCUUGGGGUAACCACUUGUUUGUACUCAAAAGAAUCCAAAUUUACAUUUAUUUUAACAUGAAUAUGUAUUAAAUUAUCUUCAAAUAUAAUGUUAUUAUUAAACCAGUUGAUUUCUUAAUAAUAAAUGUCUAUAUUUUUAAACAGUA
Molecule: messenger RNA, 2159 nt
Organism: Canis lupus familiaris (dog)
Lineage: Eukaryota; Metazoa; Chordata; Mammalia; Carnivora; Canidae
Gene: TUBE1
Product: tubulin epsilon 1
Biological process (GO): mitotic cell cycle; microtubule cytoskeleton organization
Cellular component (GO): microtubule; cytoplasm
Molecular function (GO): structural constituent of cytoskeleton; GTP binding
Source: RefSeq, a predicted model, not a curated record